Messenger RNA from Notechis scutatus (mainland tiger snake), 1495 nucleotides. RefSeq names its product inositol-trisphosphate 3-kinase B-like. The record is from RefSeq and is a predicted model, not a curated record. Lineage: Eukaryota; Metazoa; Chordata; Lepidosauria; Squamata; Elapidae. Gene Ontology annotation, biological process: phosphatidylinositol phosphate biosynthetic process; inositol phosphate biosynthetic process. Gene Ontology annotation, molecular function: inositol hexakisphosphate kinase activity. Gene Ontology annotation, cellular component: nucleus; cytoplasm.
CCCCGCCUUUCUGACGUGCUCUUGCAAGCCGGGGACGCGGGGACAAGAUGAAUCCCCCGUAGCUUCGUCUUUUGCAGACAACUGUUGGAAUCUGAACCUGGAGCAUCCGAGGGCCAUUGCAAGAAUCCCCUGGCCUGAGAUCCGGUGAUCCACCCUUCGGAGUCCUCAUGGAAUGGAUCCCAGCCUCCUCGGGAUCUCUCAUUCAUCCGAUGGAGCCCGAGAGGUGGGAAGCGGCAGAGCCUCCGUCCGAGCCGGCGAGGGCAGCCGAGGAAGGGGCCGAGCUGCGCUGUGGGGCCUUUUCCAGCAACGGCUUGCAGACAUGCCAGGGGUCCCCACCCUGCCCGCUGAGCCAGGUAACCUCUGGAGUGCCCCCAGCUCCAGCUCCCUCCCGCCUAAGCCAAGCCCCAGGGGUGCCUUCCGACCGGUCCGUCUCGGGUUCGUCCACCUGUUCGUCUUUGGCCAGUUCGUCCCAGGAGUCGGAUGACGUCUUUAGCGACAUCGAAGGAAGGUCGGUCACGACAAAGAAACGAGUGCUGAGGAAGACAAAAUCCUGGAAGACCUUUUUCACCAUGGUCCACUGGUCCUUGCGACGACGCAGCUCCUGGGUGCAGUUGGCCGGACACGAAGGCAACUUCAAGCCCAGCGAAGGGGGCCAAAUCCUGAAGAAGUUCAGCGCCGUGGAGGCAGCGUGUCUGUCGGAGCUGAUGACGGACGCCCUGCGCCCUUUUGUGCCCACCUACCACGGGGUGGCAGAAGUGGGUGGCGAACGCUACAUCCAGAUGGACGACCUUCUCCGCGGGCUCCAGCACCCCAGCAUCAUGGAUUGCAAGAUGGGCACCAGAACGUACCUGGAGGACGAAGCGGGCAAGGAUCAGCCCCACGCAGCCCCCCGGCGAGACCUCUACCAGAAAAUGGUGAAGAUUGACCCCUGGGCCCCCACACCGGAGGAGCACAGCCAAGGAGCCGUCGCUAAGCCCCGUUACAUGCAGUGGAGGGAGAGCAGCAGCUCCAGCACCUCCCUGGGCUUCCGGAUCGAGGGGGUUACGAUCGAGGGGGGAACCGUGCAACGGGAUUUCAAGCAGACACGGAGCCAGGAUCAAAUUAUAGAGAUCUUUUUGAAGUUUGUGAAGAAUCGCGUGGAUGUGUUGAAAAUCUACUUGGCCCGCCUGGAGAAUUUAUGCCAAGCCUUGGAUGAGUCCAACUUCUUCAAGAGGCACGAGGUGGUCGGGAGUUCUCUGCUCUUCCUCCACGACCAGAAAGGCCAUGCCAGCAUCUGGAUGAUCGACUUUGGCAAGACUCUCCCAGCGCCAGCCCACUCCCACCUUCGCCACAACGUGGCUUGGACCCCCGGGAGCCACGAAGACGGCUACCUGAUCGGCCUGCAGCACCUGACCCACACCAUCCGGGCGACUCUGGCCAGAGCCGAGCAGAGCCAGGAGCCUCUCCUGGGUCCCUCCUGAGCCUGCGGCCCCCGGCACACAGCCGAGAGUGGUGG